Mya arenaria is the source of this 942-nucleotide messenger RNA. RefSeq lists its product as uncharacterized. Bases 188 to 595 code for a protein of 135 amino acids. Lineage: Eukaryota; Metazoa; Mollusca; Bivalvia; Myida; Myidae. The record is from RefSeq and is a predicted model, not a curated record. The transcript has 6 exons.
CUGGUUUUUCCCCAUUUUUCGAGUCGGAAAGGCGUGGCAAAUUAUAACAAAUUCGAAGCAAACCUGUGAUCUGAGUAAUGAACGACGUUGCAAGUGAAAUAUGAAAUUCAUUCUCCACUAAAUUUCAUUGUCAGUUCAAAUCAGGAGUGUAAACUUCGGAAAUUCGUGUGACGCGAUUAAACAGAAGAUGAGGCUCUUGGUCAUGUUGAUUUUGGUUGUUAUUGGAAUGGACGUGAUAUGUGUAUCUGGAAAGUCUUUCCAGUUUUCACAAAGCGUUCGAAACUUCGGAAAACAUUAUUUAUGCCAGACCAGUGACCAAAGAAAGAUUUUCCAGCGGGCAAUACUGGCCAAUGCAUGUCCAUCAUCCUAUACGAAGAAGAAUACAGGCGUUGAGAAUGAUGUAUUCAUGAUGUUCGUGGACCAGACCCUUUGCAAAGAGACAGGCGUCAAGCAUUUCCUCAUGCCGUUAUUUGUCGGAAUACUUUGCAAAGAUACAGGAGGCUGGCUCGAGAAGUGGGUGCGUAAAUACGUGGAUGUUGAUGAAGAUGAGCAGAUAUCCCCUUAUGAAGAGAGGUGGUAUUUUCACAGAAACUAACUAUCGAAGAACUACAAAGAGUUUAUCUACCAUUUAGAUGAUAACCGUCUCUGGUCUUGUUUUACCAGUAUCUGGAUUGCUGCUGAACCUUUACUGUAUUAUUUUUUAUUAAAAGUCAAUAUUGAUUAUCAGCCCAACUUAUUGUUUCAAGUGCUAAUUGAUUCUUUUAAAAACAACGAAUGAUCUUUAUGUCAUAUGCCUUGAUAUGCUUGCUGUAUUUUUACCUACUAUAUCAAGUAUUUUUACCUACUAUAUCAAGUAGCAAGUUCUCUGGGUGUAAAGUAAAUACAUACCGUCAUUUCAAACCAAAACGGUAUUCCUCUCCGGAAUCGAACCUGUUAAUUCCA